Molecule: messenger RNA, 2636 nt
Organism: Nannospalax galili (Upper Galilee mountains blind mole rat)
Lineage: Eukaryota; Metazoa; Chordata; Mammalia; Rodentia; Spalacidae
Gene: Akap10
Product: A-kinase anchoring protein 10
Biological process (GO): intracellular protein localization
Cellular component (GO): plasma membrane
Molecular function (GO): protein kinase A binding
Source: RefSeq, a predicted model, not a curated record
CUCCCGUGAAGCCCCGCGCGCCGAAGGACCGGAUCUCCAGGCCGGCGGCUUGUUGAUAAUAUGGCGGCGGUAGCCGCCUGGGCAUCCCGAGGAGGCGGCUGCGGCGCCUACACCUGGAAGAAGGGGCUGUUUUCGGACUAGUGCGGCGGCUCCUGCGGACCGGGAAGUCCGGGCCAGCUGCUGAAUGAGGGGAGCCGGGCCCUCCCCGCGACAGUCCCCCCGUGCCCUCCGACCCGACCCGGGCCCCGCCAUGUCCUUCUUCCGGCGGAAAGUGAAAGGCAAAGAGCAAGAGAAGACCCCAGACGUCAAGUCCAUUAAAGCUUCAGUAUCUGUACAUUCCCCACAAAAAAGCACUAAAAAUCAUGCCUUGCUGGAGGCUGCAGGACCAAGUCAUGUUGCAAUCAAUGCCAUUUCUGCCAAUAUGGAUUCUUUCUCUAGUAGCAGGACAGCUACACUUAAGAAGCAGCCAAGCCAUAUGGAGGCUGCUCAUUUUGGGGACCUGGGCAGAUCUUGUCUGGACUACCAAACUCAAGAGACCAAAUCCAGUCUUUCAAAGACCCUUGAACAAGUCUUGCAUGACACUGUUGUCCUCCCAUAUUUCAUUCAGUUCAUGGAACUUCGGAGAAUGGAGCAUUUGGUGAAAUUUUGGUUAGAGGCUGAAAGUUUUCACUCUACCGCAUGGUCCCGAAUAAGAGCACACAGUCUAAACACAGUGAAGCAGAGCUCACUGGCUGAGCCUGUUUCUCCACCUAAAAAGCACGAAACUGCAAUGUCCUUUAUAACCGAGUCUCUUGACAAGAGGCUCGAGGAUUCUAGCUCAGCCCAAGUGCUUAUGACUCAAUCAGAAGGAACUGACCUGAAUGGUAGAACUUGGAACACUCAGAAUCAUUUGCUGCUUUCCCAGGAAUGUGACAGUGCCCAUCCUCUCCAUCUUGAAAUGGUCACAGCAGGAACUCAUCAAAUUGCUAUGGACACCCAAGAAUCUUCUUCCAGACUUACAGUAGCUAGUAGAAGUAGUCCGUCUUCUCCACUGAAAGAAUUAUCAGGGAAACUAAUGAAAAGUAUAGAACAAGAUGCAGUGAAUACUUUUACCAAAUACAUAUCUCCAGAUGCUGUUAAACCAAUACCGAUUACAGAAGCAAUGAGAAAUGACAUCAUAGCAAAGAUUUGUGGAGAAGAUGGACAGGUGGAUCCCAACUGUUUCAUUCUGGCACAGGCCAUAGUCUUUAGUGCAAUGGAGCAAGAGCACUUUAGUGAGUUUCUGCGAAGUCACCAUUUCUGUAAAUACCAGAUUGAAGUGCUGACCAGUGGAACUGUUUACCUGGCUGAUGUUCUCUUCUGUGAGUCAGCCCUCUUUUAUUUCUCUGAGUACAUGGAAAAAGAAGAUGCAGUGAAUAUCUUACAAUUCUGGUUAGCAGCAGAUAACUUCCAAUCUCAGCUUGCUGCCAAAAAGGGCCAGUAUGAUGGGCAGGAGGCACAAAACGAUGCCAUGAUUUUAUAUGACAAGUCUUUCUGCCUGGCUUUUUGUCCAGCAAUCUUUAUUAUAAAUACUUGAAUGACCUCAUCCAUUCAGUUCGAGGAGAUGAAUUUCUUGGGGGGAAUGUUUCACUGGCCACUCAUGGCUCGGUCUGCCUUCCUGAGGAGUCUCACUCAGGUGGUUCUGAUGGCUCCACCUCUCAGUCUAGUGUGAAAAAAGCCAGUAUUAAAAUUCUGAAAAAUUUUGAUGAAGCAAUAAUUGUAGAUGCUGCAAGUCUAGAUCCAGAAUCUCUAUAUCAACGGACAUAUGCAGGGAAGAUGACAUUUGGAAGAGUCAGUGACUUGGGACAGUUCAUCCGAGAAUCUGAGCCUGAACCUGAUGUAAAGAAAUCAAAAGGAUUCAUGUUCUCACAAGCCAUGAAGAAGUGGGUACAAGGAAAUACUGAUGAGGCCCAAGAAGAGCUUGCUUGGAAGAUAGCUAAAAUGAUAGUCAGUGACGUUAUGCAGCAGGCACACUGUGAUCAACCAUUAGAAAAAUCUACAAAGCUAUGACUCAAGACCAGAGAUAAGGAAAUCUCAUUUUGAAAAAUAAGAGAACCUUUUUUCCUUUGGUUGGAUUCAACACAGCCAAUGAAAAUAGAGCACUGUAUUUCUUUUCACUGAUCACUGUUGUUUCCGAGAAAGAAUGGAGACAAUCUGAGACCUCUGUUAUUACGUGUAGAUAUAAAUGAUGCACAUGAUGUUAACACAGUGAGUCACAAAGAUAGAGUGGUAUUGAUGACAUUACUAGACAAUUAGUUUUCUAGUGACAGUAAUCACUCAUUACCCACUGGAAUAGUCAGGGACCACGUGCUGUUUGAAGCAGAUAAACAUGAGUUGAUACACAUGUUGCAGCAGGACUCCACUCCUAGCAGUGUUAGAAAGCACGAGACAGAGGUGCUUUGCUUUGUCCUGAAAUUCACAGGUGAGUCAGCCUCACUGGGAACAUACAGCUCCAAGUUGUGAUGUGAGCCAGCAGCUUAUGGAGCAUGUGACAGUUCCUUGUGUAGUCUUCUUUCUCAGAGGCACUAAUUUAGAAAGAAGCUGACAAGUCAUGGGUCAAAGCUCAGUGAUCUUGUUCUUUUUGCUCCUGAGAGGUGACAUCCUUAAAGGCGGUCUCU